AUGCCUCUCCGUUCAUCCCAUGCCUCUCCGUCCAUCCCAUGCCUCUCCGUUCAUCCCAUGCCUCUCCGUUCAUCCCAUGCCUCUCCGUUCAUCCCAUGCCUCUCCGUUCAUCCCAUGCCUCUCCGUUCAUCCCAUGCCUCUCCCUCCCAACCAGGCGCGCCUCCUGAGCCAGGCAGCAGUGCAUGUGCAACAUCUCAAGGAUGCCUGCCGCACCCUCACAGCACGCAGCCACACACCCACCACUGUGCCGCACCUGCCACCAACAAGCAGCGCUGCCACAGCAUCGGCAGAGGAGGGACGUGGGGAGUGGAGGGGGUGGCAUUCUGUGGGCGGGUGGAGGAGGCGAAGCUGCUGGCAUUGGAAGGGCAGCAGGACAUGGCCGUGCGCCUGCUGCAGCACCUGCUGCGCCCAGACCUGCCACCGCACGCUUCCCAGGGGUCUGCUUCACCUUCUGCCGCCUCUGCUGCUGUUACCACUGCUGCUGUUACCACUGUUGCUGCUGCAUGUGUACCAGUGUCUGACCGCAUCUACACGCUCGGCUUGGCGGCCAAGUGGCUUGGGGAGACGCGCUCUAUAAGCUCGCGGGUGGUACUGAAUGACUACCUGUGGCGCGCAGUGGACCUCACAACCCACCCGCCCACUGCCUCACACUCCGCCUCGCCCUCUGCUGCUGCUGCUGCUGCCACUGCACCCCCAAGCUAUGCCUCCCUUCCGUUCGCCAAUAACUGGCACCAGCAGAAACAGGAGCGGCAGUGGAAGCAGCAGCAGCAGCAGCAAGGGGGAUAUGGUGGGCAGCAGGGGGGUGAGAGGGAGCAGGGGGGACAGGAGGGGGAGCAAGGCCAGUGGCAGCAGCGGCGGCAGUGGGGAGAGGUGCAUUUUCAAAUGGCGCGCUACGUGGAUGGGCUGUUUGUGGUGCUGCAUACUCGCCUGCACUCGCAGCAGUGGCGUGCGGCACAGGAUCUGACGACCCACAAGACGCACGGCACGGGAAGUGCACACAAGACGCACGGCACGGGAAGUGCACACAAGACGCACGGCACGGGAAGUGCACACAAGACGCACGGCACGGGAAAUGCACACAAGACGCACGGCACGGGAAGUGCACACAAGACGCACGGCACGGGAAGUGCACACAAGACGCACGGCACGGGAAGUGCACACAAGACGCACGGCACGGGAAGUGCACACAAGACGCACGGCACGGGAAGUGCACACAAGACGCACGGCACGGGAAGUGCACACAAGACGCACGGCACGGGAAGUGCACACAAGACGCACGGCACGGGAAGUGCACACAAGACGCACGGCACGGGAAGUGCACACAAGACGCACGGCACGGGAAGUGCACACAAGACGCACGGCACGGGAAGUGCACACAAGACGCACGGCACGGGAAGUGCACACAAGACGCACGGCACGGGAAGUGCACACAAGACGCACGGCACGGGAAGUGCACACAAGACGCACGGCACGGGAAGUGCACACAAGACGCACGGCACGGGAAGUGCACACAAGACGCACGGCACGGGAAGUGCACACAAGACGCACGGCACGGGAAGUGCACACAAGACGCACGGCACGGGAAGUGCACACAAGACGCACGGCACGGGAAGUGCACACAAGACGCACGGCACGGGAAGUGCACACAAGACGCACGGCACGGGAAGUGCACACAAGACGCACGGCACGGGAAGUGCACACAAGACGCACGGCACGGGAAGUGCACACAAGACGCACGGCACGGGAAGUGCACACAAGACGCACGGCACGGGAAGUGCACACAAGACGCACGGCACGGGAAGUGCACACAAGACGCACGGCACGGGAAGUGCACACAAGACGCACGGCACGGGAAGUGCACACAAGACGCACGGCACGGGAAGUGCACACAAGACGCACGGCACGGGAAGUGCACACAAGACGCACGGCACGGGAAGUGCACACAAGACGCACGGCACGGGAAGUGCACACAAGACGCACGGCACGGGAAGUGCACACAAGACGCACGGCACGGGAAGUGCACACAAGACGCACGGCACGGGAAGUGCACACAAGACGCACGGCACGGGAAGUGCACACAAGACGCACGGCACGGGAAGUGCACACAAGACGCACGGCACGGGAAGUGCACACAAGACGCACGGCACGGGAAGUGCACACAAGACGCACGGCACGGGAAGUGCACACAAGACGCACGGCACGGGAAGUGCACACAAGACGCACGGCACGGGAAGUGCACACAAGACGCACGGCACGGGAAGUGCACACAAGACGCACGGCACGGGAAGUGCACACAAGACGCACGGCACGGGAAGUGCACACAAGACGCACGGCAACGGGAAGUGCACACAAGACUGCACGGCACGGGAAGAGGACGAGAGGCGGGUGUACGGGAUGAAGAUGAUGGAGCUACAGAAGCAGCUGAGCAUGGACGACCAGGAGGCCAACGACCUGCAGGGAGAGCAUGACAUGUACCUACGUGCUGCUCUCGAGAACUACAGGAACUGCCUUCUGGCGGCCGACACGUUCAACAUCAAAGGGGUAACUGUUGAAGUGGUGUUUCGCCUGACAGCGCUCUGGUUCACGCUGCUCAACGAUGCCACGGCUGACGCAGUCAAUGCGGAGAUGCUCACAACCAUCCAGACGGUGCCGUCAUACAAGUUCCUGCCACUCGUCUACCAGAUGGCAUCACGCAUGAGCGAGCGAGACCCCCACGGCUCACCGCCGCUCCACCCUGAGACACCCGACUUCCAGUCAGUGCUGACAACGCUCGUCAAGCGAAUGGCGGACGACCAUCCCCUGCACACAUUGCCUGUGCUCAUGGCGCUGGCCAAUGGCAACAGGGUGCGUAGCAGCCAGCGCGGGCGCAACCUCUUUGUCGUGGAUGAGGACAAGAUCCGGGCGGCAAAGGCUGUCCUGGGCGGCAUGGCUGAGCGGCACAAGCCCAUGCUGGAUGAGGACUGUGUGGUGCAGCUGCUUCAUGCAGCUACUGGUGAAGAGAAGAGCCAAGCCCACCAUUCCUCUUUCAUCUUGCUUCCCGCCCAUCCUCGCCCUACCUGCCUGUCUGCCAGCCAAACCGCCCCUUCUAUCUUCCCCCAGAAUUCACCAGCUGAUGGAUAUGUGGAUAUGGAAUGCCGCCCUCAUUCGUCCUGUGGUGUGCCCCCACAUCUCCCCAAUGCGCCAUCUUCGCUCAACCCGCUUGCCUGCCAACCAAACCCCCCCUUCCUUUGUAUGUCCCCACAGAUGCAGCAGCUGAUGGAUCUGUACAUCCGCCUAGCGGAGAUGGAGUCCAGCAAGGAGGUGGGAUCUCAUGCGUUCAAAGCAGCUACCGAGAAACUUCCGCAGCGUCAGGGACCUCUUGCGGGUGCCGGUGCUCACAGCCUCGGUGCCUGUGGAGUUCUGAGGCUCCUCAAAAACCAUCUCCUCCUGUCCUCACCGCACGCACGUGAGGCCCCCUCUCCUCCUGCUGCCUGCCCCCAGGUUCCCGUGCUCACAGCCUCGGUGCCUGUGGACCGAACCUGCUGCUAUGCCCCGGGCUCCUUCCCUGCCUUCUGCGGACUCAAGGACAGCAUGCGGUGA
Messenger RNA from Closterium sp. Naga37s-1, 3579 nucleotides. The record is from the annotation of a GenBank genome assembly. Lineage: Eukaryota; Viridiplantae; Streptophyta; Zygnematophyceae; Desmidiales; Closteriaceae.